This is a messenger RNA of Sinocyclocheilus anshuiensis, 503 nucleotides long. RefSeq names its product protein LDOC1-like. The record is from RefSeq and is a predicted model, not a curated record. The transcript has a single exon. Lineage: Eukaryota; Metazoa; Chordata; Actinopteri; Cypriniformes; Cyprinidae. The annotation marks the transcript as partial.
AUGGAUCCAGCAAAGGAGGAACCAAUUCGAUCAGCGGUGGAGAUUCAGGGAGUCAUGCUCGGCAGACAUGAGGAGGAGUUGUCCGCCGCCCGUCACGCAGUUGAGAGUUUGACCGCACAGCUGACGGAUUUAUCUUCUCGUCUUCUACAGCUUUACCGAGAACCAUCAACGUAUUACAGCCGACAUCCACCUUCCGAGCCGCGUGUUAACAACCCCCCCUGCUAUGCCGGUGAGCCCACUGAAUGCAGAGCUUUUCUGACUCAAUGUGAGGUUGUCUUUUCUCUCCAGCCUCAGACAUAUGCGGGAGAUUCCGCCCGGAUCGCCUUUGUACUUUCGCUGCUCACGGGGCGAGCUCGCGAAUGGGGAACCUCCGCUUGGGAGGCACAGACUCCUUGCUGUGGUCGUUUCGAGCUCUUCAAGGAGGAGAUGACCAAGAUAUUCGACCGAUCCGUUUUCGGCCGCGAGGCUUCGCCCCUUCUCGCUGUGCUUCAUCAGGGCAGAAG